CCUGCGCAGAUGGCGGCGGACGGCGCGCCCGAGUGACGCCCGCGCCGCGGACAUGGCCCGGCACCUGGGGCUGGAGCAGCUGGCCACGCUGGCAGAGGCGGCCGGGGCCUUCCUGGGGCCCGUGAAGUCGGCCAAGUUCGUGGUGGACGAGGAGCGCGGGGACAGCGUGCUGGUCGGCUCGGCGCCACGGCUGCUGGAGCGCCUGGAGCUGGGCGCCACCGGCCGGCUGCUGGCGGAGGCCGUGCGGGCUCAGCACGCGGCCCACGGGGUGGCCACCGGCACGCUGCUGUGCCUGGCGGGCGCCUGGAGCCGGGCGGCCCAGGAGUGCCUGCAGCUGGGCGUGCCGGUGUCCGCGCUCGUGGCCCUGAUGAACGAGGGCCUGGGCGCCUGCCUGGACGCCGUGGACGCGCUCCGGCUGCCCGUGCGCCUGUCCUGCCGCCACAUGCGGGGCCCGCGCCCACUGCCCGCGGCCCACGCGCCCGUCGCCUGGGUGCCCGGCCUGCCCUGGAGCGACCGCGGCCUGGACUCUGGCUCCCGGGAGCCCCCGGUGCCCUGCGCGCCCCGGACGGAUGUGGGGGCCCGUGAGGGCACAGCGCUGGCCCACAGCAGGCAUUUCCGGGGAUCGCAGGGACCCCAUCCUGGAUCGGCUGCCCCCAGCACACAGGGCUGCCACGACCUGGGGCAGCUGGUGGGGGCCCUGAGCCGCGGUGACCCUGGCAGCAUGUGGCUGGCUGGCACCGCCCUGUGGCUGCUGGACCAGAGCGAGAGCCUGCAGCCGGGCAGCUGCCCCGGGCCCCCCACGUUGGACCUCACCAGGGUCCUCACCUGCUACCUGCCGGGCCCGCCCGAGGCCGCCUCCUACGUGUGUCCCGGCUAUGCCACCGUCCUGCCAGCCGCCCAGGCGCCUCUGGUCAGCGCCCUGCAGGGCCGGCCCCUGCGUGCUGUGCUGCUGGAGGGCGACCUCACGGAGAGCUACCGCCACCCUGGGCUGCACCCGCCGGCCUCCCGCAUGUGCACGGUGCUGGGCGGAGGGCCGGGUCCCGAGGAGGAGGAGGAGGAGGCUGCCUGGGCCGAGCGUGUGCUGGGGGUGCUGGGCGGCCUGCAGGUGCAUCUGGUGCUGGUGCAAGGACGCGUGUGCCCGGGUCUGCGGGAGGUGUGCGCGGCCGCCGGCCAGCUAGUGCUGGACUCGGUUCCCAGGGAUGCCCUGUGGGCCCUGGCUGAGGCGACAGGCGCCCAGCCGGUGGCGUACGCGUGGCAGCUGAGCGAGCUCUGUGUGGGCGCGGGUGUGUGCCUGGCCGUGCUGGGCGAGGGCGUGCGUGGGCUGAUCGUGUCUGUGGGCGUCAACGGCGUGCGGCUGGUGACGGCGGUGCUGACCUGCCCGGCCGAGGCACUCAUGCAGGCCCGUGAGGACCGCUUCUGGGCCAGCGCCCGCCGCCUGCAGCAGGCCCUGGGGGAGCGCAGCGUGUUCCCUGGCGGCGGCGCCGUGGAACUGCUGUGCCUCAGCCAGCUGCAGGCGCUGGCGGAGAUGCCCCCCGACCCCCCUGCGCGCCGCCCCGGGCUGCAGUUACACGCACCCGCCGUGUUGGGUGGCCUGGCCCGCGGCUGGCACAGCUUCCUGGCGGCCGCGCUGAGCAGGCGCUCCCCCUUCCCCUCGGAGCUGGAGGCGGCCACACGAGUGCAGCGCCUCCUGCAGGCCGCCGUCAGCUCGGGCGCCCCGGACGCCUACAUCCUGCGUGAGUGCAGGACGCCCCACGUCUACGACCUGGUCACCCCAAAGCUGGAGGCUUGGCGCCGUGCCCUGGACCUGGUGCUGCUGGUGCUGCAGACGGACGCCGAGGUGGUGGUGGGCACCGCGCACGUGAGGGCCACCCAGGGCGCCCAGGCCCAGGUGCUGCUGUAGCGCCCUGCUCAGACUCAGCUGGACCGUGCACAGCAGGACAGACUCCGGACAGGGACGGACGACGACAGGACACUGGAGGUGGCUGGGCUGCGUCUCUGGAGAUCCCCUUGGCACCCGCUUAAUGGUGACAUGUGGGUAGCAGAGAGCACCCCCUCGCCAGAAGCUUGCGGGGAAAAGCUGAUGGGGGCUCUUUGGCCGCCCUGUCCCGUCUCCAGGCCUCUCUCCUGUCCCCAAGCUGCCUGCUGGUCACAUGGCCCGGGCAGGACUCCUGUGUUGACCUGGCUUCCCAGGCCCUGGGGCAGGUAGCAGGCCAGCCCCCCCCCCCUGCCCUGAAGGCGGAAGCAGUGGGGCUCCUGGGGCAGCAGGUUUGCCAUCGCGCUCACAUGCAGGACUCUGUGCUCCAGAAGGCCGGGUGGGAAGGUUCGCCAGGGGCGUCAGUUUUAGCUGCAUGCUGGCCCGACCCCCUGCACCCUGAGGAGUGGGACUGAGCCCCAAACAAACCCUGCUUCAGACUAUUUUAAGGUUUCAUUUCCUCUCCAGAAUGUUUUUCCUUUUUCCAUUUUGUUUGGCGUGUUUCUUGGCAGUUGCAUUAAAAACAUUUCCCCAUGUGAA
Messenger RNA from Erinaceus europaeus (western European hedgehog), 2512 nucleotides. RefSeq names its product Bardet-Biedl syndrome 12 (gene BBS12). The record is from RefSeq and is a predicted model, not a curated record. The coding region runs from base 53 to 1900 and encodes 615 amino acids. Gene Ontology annotation, biological process: photoreceptor cell maintenance; chaperone-mediated protein complex assembly. The transcript is spliced from 2 exons. NCBI's taxonomy places the organism in Eukaryota, Metazoa, Chordata, Mammalia, Eulipotyphla, Erinaceidae. Gene Ontology annotation, molecular function: ATP binding.